Messenger RNA from Cydia amplana, 1150 nucleotides. RefSeq names its product zinc carboxypeptidase-like. Gene Ontology annotation, molecular function: metallocarboxypeptidase activity; zinc ion binding. Gene Ontology annotation, biological process: proteolysis. The record is from RefSeq and is a predicted model, not a curated record. NCBI's taxonomy places the organism in Eukaryota, Metazoa, Arthropoda, Insecta, Lepidoptera, Tortricidae. The transcript is spliced from 9 exons. Bases 1 to 1101 code for a protein of 366 amino acids.
AUGAAGGAACAGUUUCUCAUUAAACGCUACAGUGCAACUUCGCUUCAAACGCUUGUGUCACCAGAGCUGGUGGCCCUGUUUGACGAAUCCGUUCAGAAGCUAAACCUGCGAGCCACGCUUGUUUUUGACGAUAUAUCCGAAAUAAUACAGCAGGAAAAAGCCCCCAGUCUAAGAAAGAAAGGAUUCUCUUGGUCUGCAUACUACGACAUUGAUGAUAUAUACGGCUACCUCCACAACAUGAGCGCGACGUACCCUCAAUGGGCCGAGUUGGUGGUGGGCGGGAAGAGCUAUGAAGGCCGACAGAUCAAGGGACUGAGGAUCAACACGCCAGAAGGCAGGGCCGAGGGCAAGCCAGCUGUCUUCAUCGAGUCUGGCAUCCACGCUCGGGAAUGGAUCACCCCCGCCACGACGACCUAUUUCAUCAAUCAACUGCUCACGAGCGACAACCCUGACAUUGGGGCCCUGCGGAAUCAAUUCGACUGGCACAUUUUUCCUAGUGUCAACCCUGAUGGCUAUCACUUUAGUUUUACUAAAGACCGUAUGUGGAGAAAAACUCGUUCGAAAUCAAGCAACGGCUGCUACGGAGCGGAUCCGAACCGCAACUGGGACUACAACUGGCUUAAGUACGGAGCGAACGACAACCCCUGCGAUUACCAGGUCUACGGCGGUUCCAAGCCGUUCUCCGAGAUCGAGACCCGAACCCUGUCUCAGUACAUCUCCAACGUGGAGAACCUUCUCGGCUACAUUGCUUUCCACGCAGAUGCUCAGAUGCUGCUGCUCCCUUAUUCGGACUCAAAGGAGCAUAAUGAUAACUAUAAUGACUUGGUAACAAUCGGCAAAACAUCUUUAGACUACGGGUACAAGGUGAAUCAUGCUAAAUAUGAUGGCCCUGCUACCGCUGCGGAAGUUCUAUACAAAGCGUCAGGCGGCAGCAUGGACUGGGUGCGGUUCGCUCUUGGAACCCAACUGGUGUACACGUACGAGCUGAGAGGCUACUAUUUCUACUGGCCACCAGCGCUGAUCUACCAGCAAGGAGACGAGGUCACACAGAUGAUGUUGGGACUGUUUAAGGAAGCCGGGAAUCUCGGAUACUACAAAUAAUGUACUGUUUUUCUUUGUUGUUAGAAUCGUUUUAGUUUUCUUCGGUCAU